UAGAACGUAAAAUAUCAUUUAAAAAUAUAUUAUAUAUUUGUAUUGAUAUAGUGCUUUAUCAGAAAUGGCCAGUAGAUGGCGGUUUAGAGCGAAAACAUUGAUCGCGACGCGCUGGAAAACACCAGAGAAGAAGAGCGCGCGCGCAGUAUGGCGGGGUCACACUCAAGCUGGAGGCCACCGCGUUCGUGCGACGUCUACUGGUGUGAAUUCAAGCACUGCAAGAGUUUGUUUAACAGGUUCCAUGAAUACUACACCUACGGAAGAGCGCCGGACUGCCAGCAGUGGAAAGAGGACUAUCGCACCUGCAAAGAGUGGGAGAAAAACCCCAGCACACACGCCAAGGAAGCCCUCCGGGAGAGCGAAAGGAAGCGGCUCGCCGAGCAGAGGAAGUUCACUCCGGUCUGGGAGCUUCGACAGACGCCUCCGGCUGACUGGCACCUGCCGCUGAACCAGGGCAAAGACUCGAAGUCGUAAAGGGACGCCGGAAAGCACUCGAGCUGCGUGAACGUCUGCUGGGAACCUUCUCACACUACCUCUCCGUCCGGUUCUAGAUCGGAUUCUCCCGGGCGCUCGGCUUCAAAACGGUCAACCUGAAUAUGUAACCGGUAGAGUGGACUUUGGAGCAUAAGCGUCGGAUGACCCUUGUGGAAAAUCACUAUGAUUAAAAAUGAGAUGCAUUUAUUUCACGCCGAGUGUACCGCACACACGUUAACGGGCUUAAAUAAAAAAAAUAACUGCGAUUGUACUUUUGUAAUACUAAACUGGUAUGCGUAAAGUCUGCUGAGCUAGAACUAAUUUUGUGCUUUAAUUGUGCAACUAAAGACGUGUGGAAUACAGCUGGUGGUGUUAAAGUGGAACUAUUGCAAGUACGCCUUAAAUAUCUGUCAGUGUUGGCAUUAAAACGCAUUUUAAAUUUAAUAUUAAGAAAUUGCAUCGUGCACUCCAAAUAAAGUGGAAGAAAAGA
Molecule: messenger RNA, 964 nt
Organism: Puntigrus tetrazona (Sumatra barb)
Lineage: Eukaryota; Metazoa; Chordata; Actinopteri; Cypriniformes; Cyprinidae
Gene: c8h22orf39
Product: chromosome 8 C22orf39 homolog
Exons: 3
Coding region: 148-474 (108 amino acids)
Source: RefSeq, a predicted model, not a curated record